AUGGCUGCUCAAUCUAAGCUGAUGCCACCCGACCGUUCCGUGAAACAGAUCCUCUCUAGCCUCACCUCCUUGUACCUCCGCCACCGCACCAACAUCUCCCGCGGCGUCUAUCUCGCCCUCUUUGCUGCUCUUGCAAAGCGAAUCCACAAUGCUAUAUCCGAGCAAAAAGCCGCCUCUAAGCAGAUCGAGUUGCGGAGGCGACCGGGGACCCAGAGCCUCGGCGAUGACGAGCAGCCGCGCAAGAAGCGGGUCGAGAUCAACCGCGAGUUUUUCACCAAAUUGCUUCGGUUACUGCGGAUUGUGAUCCCGGGAUGGCGUAGUAAAGAGCUACGUCUUUUAUUGAGUCACAGUGUGUUCCUUGUGCUGCGCACGCUGCUGAGUCUGUAUGUUGCUGAGCUGGACGGCAGGCUGGUGAGCAACCUUGUGCGAGGCAAGGGCAAGGACUUCUUGCUCGGACUUGUAUGGUGGAUGCUUGUGGCUAUCCCUGCUACGUUCACUAACUCGAUGCUUUCAUAUCACCAAUGCCGACUCGCUCUCAGCUAUCGGAAACGCUUGACGGAUUACAUUCACGAGAAAUAUUUAUCUAAUAUGACUUUCUAUGCCAUCUCCGCGCUUGACGACCGCAUCAAGAAUCCUGACCAGCUGGUCACAGUGGAUGUGUCUCGGUUUUCGGACAGCCUGGCGGAGUUAUACUCCAACCUCGCUAAACCCAUUCUCGACAUGGCCAUCUACAAUUACUCCCUUUCGAAGAACGUCGGCGGAGAGGGGUUAUUCAUCAUGAGUCUGCUGGUGCAGCUUUCCGCGAACGUAAUGCGCAUGCUGACGCCGCCUUUCGGCAAGUAUGUUGCCGACGAGGCUCGUUUAGAAGGAGAGUUUCGCUUCCUCCAUUCCAGGCUUAUUGACUACAGUGAGGAGGUAGCUUUGUACCAUGGUCACGAGGCCGAAAAAGAUACCCUGGAUAAGGGGUAUUUCACAUUAAUUAAGCACGUGAACCGGAUCCUGCGCCGUCGCCUGUACCAUGGAUUCAUGGAGGACUUUGUGAUCAAGUACUUCUGGGGUGCUCUGGGUCUGAUGCUAUGUAGUGUGCCUGUUUUUUUUAAGGUUCCAGGACAGGUCAAUCACAGCAUGAGCGACCAUACAGAGAGUUUCGUUACAAACCGACGAAUGCUUUUAUCAUCAUCGGAUGCCUUUGGCCGUCUUAUGUUCUCCUACAAGGAGAUUUCCGAGCUUGCCGGCUUCACCGAUCGGGUCUCAUCUUUACUAGAAGUCAUGGAUGAUCUUGUCGCCGGGCGAUUCGAGAAGAAGCUCGUAUCCUCAGCAUCGACAGAGGAGAACGCAGCCGUGCUUUCGGGCCGCGGCGAGGUCUCAGAGAGUGAAUCUAUCGAGUUCACCGAUGUUCCCAUCGUCUCGCCGAACGGCGAUGUCCUGGUUCGCAAACUUUCCUUUACCGUCCACCCAGGCGACCACCUUCUGAUUGUCGGUCCCAAUGGGUGCGGCAAAUCAUCGCUCUUCCGUAUUCUAGGCGGUCUCUGGCCUGUCUACGGUGGAUCAGUCAAGAAGCCCAGCUUCGAGGACAUCUUCUACAUCCCGCAGCGGCCGUACUUGUCCCGCGGCACUCUGCGUCAGCAAGUCAUCUACCCCGAUGGCGUGCGCGAGAUGCGUGCGAAGGGGGUCACUGAUGCGGAUCUGUUUGAGAUCCUCUCCAUCGUGGAGAUCGCCUCGGUAGUGGACCGCCCUGGUGGCUGGGAUGCGGAGGAGGAGUGGCGCGAUGUGCUGUCCGGAGGCUUGCAGCAGCGGAUUGCUAUGGCGCGUCUGUUCUAUCACCGACCCAAGUUUGCUAUUUUAGAUGAGUGCACGUCCUCUGUAACCCUCGAGAUCGAGAAGGUUAUGUACGAGACUGCCAAGAAGCUCGGCAUCACUCUGAUGACCGUGUCGCAUCGCCGGAGUCUCUGGAAGUACCACCAAAAGAUCUUGCAGUUUGAUGGGCAGGGAGGUUACGUGUUUACAGGGCUUGAUUGGGAGCGCCGUUUGAAGCUUGAAGACGAGAAAGAAGAAUUGGACAUUCAACUCCGGGCAGUUCCCGAGUUGGAACGUCGAGUUGCAGAGUUGACGGCGGCUUGA
Molecule: messenger RNA, 2121 nt
Organism: Penicillium chermesinum
Lineage: Eukaryota; Fungi; Ascomycota; Eurotiomycetes; Eurotiales; Aspergillaceae
Product: ATP-binding cassette long-chain fatty acid transporter PXA2
Exons: 4
Coding region: 1-2121 (706 amino acids)
Biological process (GO): very long-chain fatty acid catabolic process; peroxisome organization; long-chain fatty acid import into peroxisome
Cellular component (GO): peroxisomal membrane
Molecular function (GO): ABC-type transporter activity; ATP binding; long-chain fatty acid transmembrane transporter activity
Source: RefSeq, a predicted model, not a curated record